CGCCCUCUACCUGGCCACGCUCAGGAAGGACCGCAAUUAACCAUGGCAUCGAAAUCAUGGUCGCUCUUUGUAAACCGCUCGAUGAAAUACGCGCGCGAGCAAGCCUUCGGAAUGGCACGCAUGUCCGGCGUAGAGCCUCCCUCUCGUGCCCCCAAAACGCUGUUUACCAUGAACACGCCCGAAGAUAUCGGUGACUACUAUAUCAUGUCCGACAAGGACAUCGGCGGCAGCUCGACCGUCAACUUCGACCUCGACAAGGACCCACAACGCGCGGAAGAGAACGGGGGGAGGUGGUCCGCCAAGUUCUGGGGUGUGUUGUCGACGAAAGUUCCAGAAGGUAUGGAAGGCAAGAUGCGGAGCGGAUACGUUGGGUUCAGGAAUAACCACAGACCGACGCUCUUUGGUGAUAUACUGGACGACGUUCACGCACAUCGAUACCUUGCCCUCCGCGUCCGCGCCGCCGGCACACCGCGCUUGCGGAACUCGUACUUCGUCAACAUUCAGACCGACGACUGGUUCGCGACCGAUCUCUGGCAGCACAGACUAUACUUCUCGCGGACAGACGGCGGAUGGGAGGAUGUUUUCAUACCCUUCGAUAACUUCCUUCUCACUCAAGGUGGCGUUCUGCAAGAAGCCCGCGAGAUGGACAUGAACAAAUGGAAGAUCAAGUCUGUCGGAAUUUCCCUGCUUGGAGGACAUAGUGGCAUCGAUGGAUCAUACGAGCUCGGGAUUGACUCUAUACGAGCUGUAAACGAAGAAGACGUGACAGCUCCAUUAGCGAAAGGACCUGCGUUAGACUAGCAAGCGUCACGACCUAAGAUUCUGACUAUAUCUAUGUAAUGCAACAAAGCGCCC
This is a messenger RNA of Punctularia strigosozonata HHB-11173 SS5, 855 nucleotides long. RefSeq names its product complex I intermediate-associated protein CIA30. The record is from RefSeq and is a predicted model, not a curated record. NCBI's taxonomy places the organism in Eukaryota, Fungi, Basidiomycota, Agaricomycetes, Corticiales, Punctulariaceae. Bases 43 to 801 code for a protein of 252 amino acids. Gene Ontology annotation, cellular component: mitochondrion. Gene Ontology annotation, biological process: mitochondrial respiratory chain complex I assembly; mitochondrial electron transport, NADH to ubiquinone. The transcript is spliced from 5 exons.